AUGGUGCUCUUUGACUGGCUGAACGAAUUGGCAGGGCCUUGCUGCAUCACGGGGCCGUGUUUCAAUUGUCCCGGACCAGCAAGCAAAGGUGGCCGCUCCCACCGCGAUCAAAUCUUGAGGACCUUGCGCAGUCCCGGUCACGAGGUGGAGUUGGCGAUUUCUCCGAUUGGGCGCAUGAGGGGAUUGGCGGGAUACCACAGCUCGUUGCUGAUCGCUGGAGAGGAGUACUACUUCAGCCCCACUGGCAUCCACUGUUAUCCGAAGAUCUACAGCCACCCGGAUGAGGGCGUGACCAAAGUCUUCAUCGGACUUAGCGAAGCGUUGGCCCUGCUCAGUUUUACGACUGGCAUGGCGGAUGUCGAAGCUGUGUUUGGCUUCGGCUCCAACAGCGUUCGGUUGCGAGGCCGAUUGGAGGAUCCUGAGAUUAGUGGCGUCCCUGCCCGUGUCCGGAACUACGCGCUGGCUUUCUGUGGCCCCAACCGGACCUGGGCGCAAGCCGAUGGGCAGCCUGUAGGUACGGCGACGCUGAUACAGAAAGACGGGCAAGUUGCUUUGGGCACCGUUGUGUACCUCUCCGACAAGCACAUGGAUGUUCUGGACGGUUACGAAGGCGUUCCCUUCGUCUACCGCCGCGAGAAACUUUCGGGAGAAGUCUACCGAGAUGGCAAAUGGAUCCCGAAAGAACUCUGGGCCUACAUAAAGGCCGAUUCCAUGGAUUGGUACCGGCCCAGUGAGGCCUAUUGCUGCGCAAUCCUGACCAACCUUUCUGGCAGCUUUUCGGGCACCUACGAGUUGCCCCUCCGAGAUGCUGAAGGUGUGGUCCGUGAGACCUGGACACAUCCGGGGGUGCCAUCUCUGAAGAGCAUGGAAGCGUGCCUCUUCGAGGUGGGCAUUCGCAAGGAACGGCCCUGGGUCAUGCCUCGCACCAUCGCUGGAAAGAGACGGGGCCUGGGCGGCUUGAACCUGGCUGGUAUAGUCCAGGCAGUCAGAGAAGGCCGUCCACCUGCAGAGCUCGACGAGGAGGACUGCCGGAUCCUCCUUGAGCUCACCUCUGAAGCCGAAGGUCGCGACAAGCAUCCUGAGCCCACCCCACAUGAGGGGGCUGGGCCGACUCGCGUUCCCUUCGAAGAGGCUUUGAAGCUGACCUGA
Molecule: messenger RNA, 1149 nt
Organism: Symbiodinium sp. CCMP2592
Lineage: Eukaryota; Dinophyceae; Suessiales; Symbiodiniaceae
Source: the annotation of a GenBank genome assembly